AUGUCAGAGCAAGAUAAGCAACAACAUGAAUUGCAUCAGCAACAAUCAAUCGAUAAAUUAAAAGACAGUACUGUAGUAGAACAACAACAACCUUCACCGCAGUCAACCACCACUACUACUACAGCUGCUGCAGCUGACGAUCAACAUCAUACAUUUCUAAUAUCAUAUCAUAAAAUAGAAGAGUAUCUAAAGAAUUGGGCACAUGAUGUAACAUUAAAAUGGAGAGAAAGAUUACAACAACUAAAAGACAUUCUACAAAAGUAUUCUCAACCAAAUAUAAUGAUAGACAUACCACUAACAAUAGAUGAUCUAGAUGAAGAUUCACUCUAUCCCCAUAAUACUGUAGAGGGUGAUCGAUUAUUAAACACUUAUACAAUAGCUGAAUUAAAGGAAUAUUUAAAUCGUUUUAAAAUUAUACCUGCUCUUGAAGCCAAAGGAUAUAAAAGGAUUCAAGUUGUACCAGAUUUCUCAGAUUCAUUUGUUCAUCGUAUCAAGAUAACCGAUGAAUCAUUGUGUUUAUCAGGUGAUUAUGGUCCCAAUAAUUUGUUACUCGAUUGUUUUGUAAGAAGAAAAGAUAUCUAUCUAUCUGAUAUUGAAUCCGAUAUAAAGAAUGGUGGUAGUAAUAUUUCUUCUGAUAUCUCUGAUCGAAUACAAGUAACAAGUACUACAUCACCAACAACAACAACACCAAACCCAACUCAAAACUCUAUCGAACAACAACAAUACUAUCAAUGGAGGGGACAAGACAAUGAUAAUAGUUUAACGAUCAUAUCGACAUUGAUCAACUUUCCAAUCAAAGCAAGUGUCAUUGAGUGGCUAUCACUACAAGAUCCACAUCAAACAUUUACCAACUCUAGACCACCUCUGCCAUCCCAAAGAUUCCCAGGUCUUGGUAUAGCAAAGCAAAUGGAUGAUUUGUUUGUAUUCAUGGCAUCAAAGAGUUCAAGAGACUGCCUAUUAAAUACCCCUUAUAGAUUCUAUAAUGCAUUUAUGUACCAAGCAAGAGAAUACUUUUUUAUAGAUCCAAAACAACAAUCAUUCUUUCUCACACUUCUCAAUGACCUUGAACCUGCGAUUGUAAAGUUUGGAUUGUCACCAGUUGCAUGGGCAUUUGAAUUUGGAUGUGUAAAAGAGAUAGAGACCAAUUUACCAGUCAAAUGGGAAUUCCAUAAACAAGCUAGACCAAUUUCACAGAGGAUGAAGCAAUACUUUUUAUCGGAACCUUAUAAUACCUAUGUUCGAAGGAAAUUUAUUGGGGGCAACCACGAGACACCCCCAAAUUAUUUGAAAAACGAUGGUGGUUUUGCAUUAUUAUUAUUCAAACAAAAACAGAUCGAUGAAAGAAAAGUUAUUAAUAUCAAUCUCCAACGGGAGAAACUUAAAGAAAAAGAAGACUUGGAUCUUAGAAUCUUUUAUAUUGUAUGUAUUGAUGUUGAGUUGGUUGCGGUCAAUAAUAUUGAUGACGGUGAUGAUGAUGAUGAUCAACUAAUAAUUGAUAUCAAUUACUACAGUGAAAUUAACGAAGAUGUAUACCCUGCUGGUGAUUUGGAAUUAAAAGUAAAGACAUGGGAGAUGUUAUCAAAAGGUGAAAGUUUUUGUUUUCUUCAAAUACCUCUAUCACCAAUUACAAAUGAAAUCAGAUCAAAUAUGACAAUGUCAAGUAGUAGUAGUAGUAGUAGUAAUACUACCACUAACACUACUACUACUACUGCCACUACCAUAGAUACACCUCCUCUAAUAUCUACAUCAUCAACUUCAUCAGCAUUGACCUUGUCAACAUCAAUGUCGACAAUUAGAAAAUCAUUUGUCUUGAAGAACAAAAAAGGUGAAGACACAAAUUCUGAAUUGACUAUAACAUUUGAAUUGAUUCCAGAUCAAGAAACUACUUCUUUGAAAUCUAUACCAUUAUUAUUCAGAUGGUUUCCAGAUCUACCUCAUAUUGAAACGGUGAUGAGUGAAUUUUAUUGUACUAAAGAAUCUAAAAAAACAAUAUCAAUGUCACACAAUGGUACAAUAAGUCCAAGUCAUCUUGCCAAGAAUAAAAAGACAAUGAUACAUUUUAAAGAUAUAUUAAAGAUUAAAAAAAAGAUUGGAUCAUUUUAUUUACCAAAUGCCAUCGAAGUUAGAACAACUCAAAAGAGAUAUUUAUUUGCAUCUUUUAUUCAUCGAUCAAAGGCAUUUUCUAUAUUAAUCAAUCAAUGGAAUGUUCAUGGUGGUCCUGCAAACUUGGGAGAUGCAAAUAAUCAACCUGAAGAGGAUGAUGAUGAGGUUGAUGAUACCGAGUUGAUAUCAAUCAAUCAGCAGCAACAAGACCCAAGAAUUCAAUCACUGGCAAAUAGUGGUUCUCAAAGACCAAUUUCACCACUUCGACAUAUUCAAUCAAUCUAUCCAAACAACGGACCUCUAGAUUCUAUUAUGGAUUUAAACAAUUCAACUUCAUCUACUUCCUCUUUUUCUAGUUCAUUAUCAAAUUCUGGAUCUUCAACAACAACAACAAGUAAAAGAAGACUAUCAAAUAGUCCAAGUGUAAUUACAAAUUCUUCCUCCAACUCUUCUUCAAAAUUAAUUACUCCACCAAAUUCAUCGUCACCUUUGACCAUUGGUGUGACCGACGACAAUAACAAAAAUGUUGUGAAAUUAGUGGUAGACAUUGAAGAUUAUGAACAAUUUGGAUGCAAUAAUACAUUUUCAGUAAACAUACUUGUAGAUAGUACGGUUGGAGAGUUUCUCAACAAAUUGAAAUCAAAAUUUGCUCCAAAUGAUUCAUCUUUUCUCGAAAACUAUGUGUUGGCAUUGCCAAAACACAGACAUAAAAGAAACUCACUCAAACAAUCAUCGGGAAUUGACAUAUCGAUCGAUCAAUUAUUCAAUCCAACGCAACAUCAACAUAUUCAAUUAUCAACCAUUUCAAAGGAAAUUAAUAAUAUACCAACCAAUAGUGUCAACAUUUAUCACAAACAAAAGAUAAUUCAACAGCAGCAGCAGCAACAACCAACACCACAACCAUCACCGCAACAAAAAGGAAAUAAUCAAACAAAAUUAUCAUCCAAUACAAAGUCUAAUAGUUCUGGUCAAUUAACUUCUCCACCUCCUCUUACCACAACCAUUAUUCAAGACAAGGAGAAAAAGUUUAUCAUUUUGGAAACUAAAAAGAAACUUUCAAGUUAUAACCUAUCAAAUCAAGAAAUUAUUUAUCUAAAAUCUCCAAGAUUUAUAAAACUUGCAAAGAUUUGUUUUGAAUUAAUUACUAUUGAUCAAAAAUCAAAAUGUAUUUAUUUAGAAUUAGAUUUAAAUUGUAAAAUUGAAACUAUUUAUGAAAAGUUGGCACCAAACCUACAACAACCACAACAAUCAUCUUUAAGAGUUUCUAAAAAUAUUCAAGAAACUCAUUUUCUUUAUGUACCAAAGAAUGCAGAGAGAGGAAUUGUAUUGGAUGGUGAACGAUCAUUACGUGAAUAUCAUAUAGUACCCAAUGAUACUAUUCAACUCAAACCUUUCCCAACCUAUAAAUCAUUUUCAGAAAAGUUUAGAGUAAAUUAUGAUAGGUCACAAAAGAAUUUACUUUAUGAAUUGGUUCAAUCAUGUAUGAUUCAUGCAUUACCUUCUAGUUUAAAUAUGAUGAUGUCAUCAUCUAUUAUAUAUGAUGAAAGAAAUAAUCCAGAUCAAUUUUUAAAGUAUUUCCGACAACAGUGCUCGAUUGACGAUCUCGAGGAAAAGAUAAUUACCAAAAAUGUGAUCAAUAACAACUUUCACGAUCAAGGUCUAUUGAUUGAAUUAAAAGAAAGACUAGAAUUAUUGGCCAACCACAAUCACUCGUCAUCUACGUACAGCGGUACUUCAACAAGUGAUUAUCCAUACAGCGUAGAGGCAUUUGGAGGUUCUGUCGAACAAUAUUUGGCAUGGAGAAAUACUGCAAGUCAUCAAAUUGCACACAUGAUGAGAUCUAUUAUAUUUAGAGAAGACUAUUUCCAUGCAGACCUAUUUGUCUCUAUUCUCCAAGUUGAUGGUCUUGAUUCAACCGAUUCUGAAAAUAUGUAUUGCAUCAUUUCAAAUUCUGUUUCUCAUAAAAUUAAAUCAACUCUAUCAAAUCAAAAUCAAUGGAAUAAUCAAUCUUUUUAUUUAAAACAAAAAAAACCAAGAGGUAAAUUGGAUAUAUAUUUAAUGCGUUAUGAACCCGAUCAACCACAUGAUCGUUUAUUAGGAAAGAUUGAAAUUUCUCUCAAAGAUUUGGAAGAUUGUCAACUAAAAGAUUCUUGGUACUCUCUUCCUUCUAGAGGUAGAAUUCAUUUACAACUUGAAUAUCAUUAUCAAUUUUAUAAAUAUCAACUAUUUUUAAAUAAUAUUUUAGAAAAAAUUGAAAAGGAUAAUAUUAAACAAAAAAGAAAUGUUGAUCCAAAAGAGGAGGAGGAAGAUGAGGAGGAAAAGGAGGAAUUUGAAAAUGCUGUUAAAAAAGUGAUAUGUCCAACAAAUCAUGUAGUAAUGUACAAACAGUUAUUGGCAUCUAUAACACAAUAUUGUACAACGGUUGUAGGAGGAUCAUGGACUAAUAACUCUUUGGCAAGAUAUCUAUUAAAUCAGUACAGUGUUAGAUUUGGAGUUUGUAAAUCAUCAGUCACUGUAAUGCAUUUGGAAGAGUUGACACAAAAAUAUGACCCAUCAAGUAUUAAUGACAUGUUAGAGUUGGAAGAAUUAACCUCUACCAUUAAUACCAUCUUUGAAGUAAAGAUUGAAUACUUUACUCUAAUUGAAAGUACUGCUCUAAAAUCAAUCCUAUCAACCAUUUACAACAAAAUGAAUUAUUCUAUCGGUAGAUAUUAUGAAACUUUUCCAAAUAAUCAACCAAGAGGAUGUUUAGAUAGUUUAGUAAAAUCAUUUGAAAAUAUAAUUACUACAUUUAAUAGAUUUUUACCAGAUGGAAAUGGAAAGAGAAAAUUUGCAGUGGUAGUAUCACAGUGUAUCCAAGAUGAAUCUAGAAGAAAAUUCAAAGAGAAUGUACAAGAAAUGGGAUUUAUGAGUUUGGAUGUCAAAUCAAAAAUCAAAGAUGCACCAGAGAUUACAAAGAUGUUGAUCGAAUUGCUAUCAAUUAUACAAGAUGAAAUCAAUAAUACUCUUGUCUAUGAAUCAGCAUUCCCUACAAUGGAUAUCAAGAUCACAUGUGAUGUCAUUGAUGCAUGGGGUAAAUGUAUUGUAGAAAUAAUUGAAGAUUUCUGUAGUUGGGCACCAUUCAACAAGUAUAUCCUCCCUCUAGUUAAAAAGUUAUUAGAUUAUUAUGAUAUGACAAAGAAAUUGUCGGCUGAAAGAUUCAAACCUCUACCACUUAAACAAUUAUUUAUUACCUAUGUAUACAAGUUAUUAAAGGAAAUUAAAUCAAAUUUAAAUUCAACCAUUACAGUUUCAAUUAAAAAUGAUGACAAGAAAACUCAAAUGUCUUUAACCAAAGGAUAUUCAUCUUCCUAUGUACAAUUUUAUAGUGCAUGUGAUAAUGCAAUUAAAGAUUUUGAUUCAUUGUUAUGGUUACCAGAUGCAUUUAGUUAUGUACAACUAUUGGAAUUAAUGUCAUCAGAGAUUGUUAGAUAUGCAACCACUAUAGAACAAGAAUUUGAACAUUUUAUUUCACACACUGAAAUAGAAGAUGCCACCGGAUCAAAGCCAAACAUAUUUAUACUCAACGCAGAACCUUGUCUAAUGAUCAAUAAUAUUGAUGCUACCAAAGGAAGAUUGGAAUUAUAUUUUACCAGGAUAACAGAAUCCCUAUCAAAACAUUUUACACGAGAAUUAGCAACUGCCUCGCCAACACCAUCUUCACCAAAUGAUGAAACAACCAGACAAUGUGUUGAAUCUUCACUACAACUUUGUUAUCAAGAUAGUCUCUCUAUUGUAAAUUCACUUUUUGAUAAAUCUUUGGAUUUUCUAUCAAUUAGAAUUAAAGUUUAUAUUUUCCAUUGUUUCCAAGAUGUUUUAUUUAGUGAUGCAUUAUUACAAUUUAUUCAAUUAUCAAAUGAUCAAAUUCAACAGCAACAACAACAACAACAAGAAAUUGAACAACAACCUCAACUUCAAACCAGUGGAACAAACUCACCAUUUUAUGAUCCUGUUUCUACAACUGCUGCCAUUAACAGUGCUAAUGCGGCAUCUGCAAUCAUCAUCAAUAAUGUAAUCAUGAAUAGAACAAAGGAAAAUAUCAAAUUUGAAAAGGCAAUCCUCACUCCAAUCAAAGAAUUUAUUUGUCCAAUGAUUGAACAAUUGUUUGGAAAACUAAAAGAUACAAUCUUUAAAUUAUUUGUUAAAAAAUUAUGGAUUGAAACUAUGGAUGAAUUAUUUUAUUUAGUUGUACCUAGAACUAUAGAAUCAAAGAAAUCAUAUCAUGUUGAUAGAAAAGUAACAACUGUUGAUCAGAUUAAUAUUAUUCAUAGUUGCAUCAAGGAAAUGUCUACGAUUUUCCAUCGUGGUGGCUCUGGGUGUCCAAGUCCAAUUUUAGAUGAAAAAGCAGCUCCCUUUAAAUCUCUAUUACAACUUUCGAUAAAGGAUACAACCUAUUUGAUUGAUAUUUACAAAAUCAAAGAAAAUCAACAGGCCAAACUCAAAGGAUCAAUGACAUCUUCAUCAUCUUCAUCCUCAUCGUCAGCCGUACAUAGUAGCAUAACCGUCGAGCAUAUAUUGGGAGUUAUUAGCACUAGAACCGAAGAAAAAGAAGCCAGAGUAUUUUACAACAAAAUCAUGGGAAUUAUUGACCCAGAGGAACAAGCAACCAACACGGAAAUGGUCGAAGAAGUUAUCAAUGUAGUUCCAGAGUCUGAAUUUAUUAUAGAUAAAUAUACAUGUAGUUAUAAUGGACAGAUUGGAGUAUUGGUAAUAUCAAGCAGGUGUAAAAAUUGGUGGAAAGAUUUCUUUGCCAUUGGUUGA
Cavenderia fasciculata is the source of this 6903-nucleotide messenger RNA. RefSeq lists its product as uncharacterized. Gene Ontology annotation, molecular function: sterol binding; sterol transfer activity. Gene Ontology annotation, cellular component: plasma membrane; endoplasmic reticulum-plasma membrane contact site; endoplasmic reticulum membrane. The transcript has 19 exons. The record is from RefSeq and is a predicted model, not a curated record. Bases 1 to 6903 code for a protein of 2300 amino acids. Gene Ontology annotation, biological process: intracellular sterol transport. Lineage: Eukaryota; Evosea; Eumycetozoa; Acytosteliales; Cavenderiaceae.